Molecule: messenger RNA, 14833 nt
Organism: Callithrix jacchus (white-tufted-ear marmoset)
Lineage: Eukaryota; Metazoa; Chordata; Mammalia; Primates; Cebidae
Gene: AGO2
Product: argonaute RISC catalytic component 2
Biological process (GO): regulation of DNA-templated transcription; regulatory ncRNA-mediated gene silencing
Cellular component (GO): RISC complex
Molecular function (GO): protein binding; RNA binding; endoribonuclease activity, cleaving siRNA-paired mRNA
Source: RefSeq, a predicted model, not a curated record
GCUCCCGCUCCCGCUCCCGCCGCCGCCUCCGCCCGCCGCCCCGGCCGCGUCGGGUAAACCUGUUUAGCUAGGCGGCCGCGCCGGGGCGGAUCGUGCGGCCGGCGGCUCCCUCGCGGCUCGCGGCGUCGGGGCCCGUGGCGCGCGCGCGGCCGCCCCUCGGCCCCGGAGUCCCUCGGCGGCGCCACCAUGUACUCGGGAGCCGGCCCCGCACUUGCGCCUCCUGCACCGCCGCCACCCCCCAUCCAAGGAUAUGCCUUCAAGCCUCCACCUAGACCCGACUUUGGGACCUCCGGGAGAACAAUCAAAUUACAGGCCAAUUUCUUCGAAAUGGACAUCCCCAAAAUUGACAUCUAUCAUUAUGAAUUGGAUAUCAAGCCAGAGAAGUGCCCGAGGAGAGUUAACAGGGAAAUUGUGGAACACAUGGUCCAGCACUUUAAAACCCAGAUCUUUGGGGAUCGGAAGCCCGUGUUUGAUGGCAGGAAGAAUCUGUACACAGCCAUGCCCCUUCCGAUCGGGAGGGACAAGGUGGAGCUGGAGGUCACGCUCCCGGGAGAAGGCAAGGAUCGCAUCUUCAAGGUGUCCAUCAAGUGGGUGUCCUGCGUGAGCUUGCAGGCGUUACACGAUGCACUUUCAGGACGGCUGCCCAGUGUCCCUUUCGAGACGAUCCAGGCCCUGGACGUGGUCAUGAGGCACUUGCCGUCCAUGAGGUACACCCCUGUGGGCCGCUCCUUCUUCACCGCAUCUGAAGGCUGCUCCAACCCUCUUGGCGGGGGCCGAGAAGUGUGGUUUGGCUUCCAUCAGUCUGUCCGGCCUUCUCUCUGGAAAAUGAUGCUGAAUAUUGAUGUGUCGGCCACAGCGUUUUACAAGGCACAGCCAGUAAUCGAGUUUGUUUGUGAAGUUUUGGAUUUUAAAAGUAUUGAAGAACAACAAAAACCUCUGACAGAUUCCCAAAGGGUAAAGUUUACCAAAGAAAUUAAAGGUCUAAAGGUGGAGAUAACGCACUGUGGGCAGAUGAAGAGGAAGUACCGUGUCUGCAACGUCACCCGGCGGCCCGCCAGUCACCAAACAUUCCCGCUGCAGCAGGAGAGCGGGCAGACGGUGGAGUGCACGGUGGCCCAGUACUUCAAGGACAGGCACAAGCUGGUUCUGCGCUACCCCCACCUCCCAUGUUUACAAGUCGGACAGGAGCAGAAACACACCUACCUUCCCCUGGAGGUCUGUAACAUAGUGGCAGGACAAAGAUGCAUUAAAAAGUUAACGGACAAUCAGACCUCAACCAUGAUCAGAGCAACUGCAAGGUCGGCGCCUGAUCGGCAAGAGGAGAUUAGCAAGUUGAUGCGAAGCGCGAGUUUCAACACAGAUCCAUACGUUCGUGAAUUUGGAAUCAUGGUCAAAGAUGAGAUGACAGACGUGACUGGGCGGGUGCUGCAGCCGCCCUCCAUCCUUUACGGGGGCCGGAAUAAAGCGAUUGCGACCCCUGUCCAGGGCGUCUGGGACAUGCGGAACAAGCAGUUCCACACGGGCAUCGAGAUCAAGGUGUGGGCCAUCGCAUGCUUCGCCCCCCAGCGCCAGUGCACAGAAGUCCAUCUGAAGUCCUUCACAGAGCAGCUCAGAAAGAUCUCGCGGGAUGCCGGCAUGCCCAUCCAGGGCCAGCCAUGCUUUUGCAAAUACGCGCAGGGGGCGGACAGCGUGGAGCCCAUGUUCCGGCACCUGAAGAACACGUACGCAGGCCUGCAGCUGGUGGUGGUCAUUCUGCCCGGCAAGACGCCGGUAUACGCCGAGGUCAAGCGUGUGGGAGACACAGUACUGGGGAUGGCCACACAGUGUGUGCAGAUGAAGAAUGUGCAGAGGACCACGCCACAGACCCUGUCCAACCUCUGUCUGAAGAUCAACGUCAAGCUGGGAGGCGUGAACAACAUCCUGCUGCCCCAGGGCAGGCCACCGGUGUUCCAGCAGCCCGUCAUCUUUCUGGGAGCGGACGUCACUCACCCGCCCGCCGGGGAUGGGAAGAAGCCCUCCAUUGCCGCCGUGGUGGGCAGCAUGGAUGCCCACCCCAAUCGCUACUGCGCCACCGUGCGCGUGCAGCAGCACCGGCAGGAGAUCAUUCAAGACCUGGCCGCCAUGGUCCGUGAGCUCCUCAUCCAGUUCUACAAGUCCACGCGCUUCAAGCCCACCCGCAUUAUCUUCUACCGCGACGGCGUCUCUGAGGGCCAGUUCCAGCAGGUUCUCCACCAUGAGCUGCUGGCCAUCCGAGAGGCCUGUAUCAAGCUGGAGAAAGAUUACCAGCCCGGGAUCACGUUCAUCGUGGUGCAGAAGCGGCACCACACGCGGCUCUUCUGCACGGACAAGAACGAGCGGGUUGGGAAAAGUGGAAACAUUCCAGCGGGCACGACUGUGGACACGAAAAUCACCCACCCCACCGAGUUCGACUUCUACCUGUGCAGCCAUGCUGGCAUCCAGGGGACAAGCAGGCCUUCACACUAUCACGUCCUUUGGGAUGACAAUCGUUUCUCCUCUGAUGAGCUGCAGAUUCUAACCUACCAGCUGUGUCACACCUAUGUGCGCUGCACACGCUCCGUGUCCAUCCCAGCGCCAGCGUACUACGCUCACCUGGUGGCCUUCCGGGCCAGGUACCACCUGGUGGAUAAGGAACAUGACAGUGCUGAAGGAAGCCAUACCUCUGGGCAGAGUAAUGGGCGAGACCACCAAGCACUGGCCAAGGCGGUCCAGGUUCACCAAGACACUCUGCGCACCAUGUACUUUGCUUGACAUGUUUUAGUGUUUAGCGAUUGUGUAUUGAGGGGGAUUCACGAGACCAGCUACACUCAGACCAACAGAUGGCCAGCCCUUCCGUGACAGCCAGCAUCAAACAUGAGACGUCAUUGAUUUUAUUAGAUUCUCCGUUUUCCAGAAUGCCUUCCGUCCCAGAUUUCAAACUUGGAUUUUGAACUGCAGACCUGUAUGAGAACCCAAUGUCAUAGGAAAUAUGGUUUGCUAAAAUCUAUAAGCUGCUUACUAAAAUAGAGUCCCGUGUUUCCUAAAAAUCUCCUAAAACCAGUCUAUGAACUCAGGGCUUUAAAACAUUUUUAAUUUAUUUGGUCAUUCAAUUUACUUGUUUUUAAUACAUGAUUCUCUAUGAAAUUGGUGGGCUCAAACUAGCUGUGAAUCUUCUGAGAGAGAAAGCAACACAAAACACAGUUGUGGUUUUAAAGCCUUGAACAUUCUGAUGUCACUAAAGCUGAUUUUCAGGCGCGGCUCACCCAGGCUCUGCAGCCAAGGGCGGGUGGCCGUGCAGAGGCGUCUGCAGGUGCCGUGUCUGCCAGCACCACCCUUCACCCAGCCUGAACCCAGGAGCAGUGGCAGAAGGUGGGCCCCGUGUGUUUACAGCAUUUCCAGGUCCAGAGAGGUUGGCAGACAAGUGCCAUUUUAAUAAAAAUGUAUUUAAAAAAAAAGAAAAAAGACAAUAUACUGACAGUCUAAUCAUCAGAUUUGUCCUAUAGGACUGUGACAUUUAUUUUCCAAAGUUUCUAAAGAAUACGGGUCUGUGGUGAUAAAUACAGUACAAUCCUUUUUCACUGUUAUGUCUUUAAUGUAAGAGAAAAAUAUAUAUAUCUGGUUUGCAGUAUUAAUGUGAUAGAUAGAUGCUGUUUUUUCAUUUUAUUGACUAUGGGGUGCUUCUGUGAUCUGUUUAGCAUAUCAAGAGUGUUUUGGAGCUUGGGGAUGGGACCGCCUCUCAGUUCUUAGUGCUUAAGUACAGGAAUAUGCAAUUGACUUUAUGUGACAGCAGCCUGCCUCCCCCCGUGGAAACUGUGCAGCCUGUACCCUCGGGAGGGGCGGGUGUGCCCUCUGCACUGCUCGCCGCCCUCCCUGCUGCCUCGUCCCCGUGUGUUACUCAGCUGAUGAAGCACAAGUGGAAGUUAUUUAUUCUUGCAUUGCUGGGAAACACAUUCAUGUGUGGGGUGCACUCUCUCCCCUCUCCGUGUGUGCUUUUGUCAGAUGAGUUCCAUAGAUGUAUGCACUGAGAUUCGUAGAAAGCUGUCGGUGGUGGCUCUGCUGGACGUGAGGCCGUCAGUCACAGUGAAGGAGCCUGCCUGGCCCUGGGAGGCCCGAGGAUGGCAGGGCCAGCAGAGGGCACAGGACAUUCUGCUUGGGUUUGCAUUUGGGGCCCCAGACGUGGGUUUGCCAAUCUAGAAACCGUUGCACUGCAGACGGUUUUGAAGUCCAAGAACAGACAGGUCUGUUUGUGCUAAGUGGGCUUUUGGUCUCUGUACAGUUUCAGUAAGACUCCAAUCCAUGUUCCAUUAGAGGCGUCAGGAAGGAGGCCAGCCUCCCCUAGUGCUGCUCUGCGCUCCAUAGGUCCCCUCUUCCUGCUGCUGUCCCCUCCCCGGCCCUGCGUGACACUUACCUCGGCACAGCGGUGGGGUGUGGUGCCAAAGGAGCUGCUUGCUGCUGAGCGGCACCCCCUCCGCCUUCGUGCUCAGCUGCUUCGGAGGUGGCGGGAGGAGCGGCAAGCCACCGGUGGGGGUCCCCGGAGCCUCGCCUGGAUGUUGGCGGCAAUGACAAAGGGAUGACUAUUAUUUGUGAAGAUGUGUACUCAGAGUUGUGUGUGCGUGUCUGUGUCUGUGUGUGUGUGUCUUAUUAACGGUAUUAGUCUCUUUUGGCUGUAUCUUUUUUUUUUUAAAUCUUUUUAAAUGACAGAAGCCCCCGCUCUAAGAAAUCGCGAUUCCCUGUUGUUUUGUAGGCCAGUGGCACUUUCUCCUGUUUUCAGAAGGAUAGAGACAGGGUUGGAGCUUAAAUUAACAGAUGCAUUCAAGCUAAGGGGGGAAUCUUUUGACUAAUAAACUUUUCACAUCUGAAAUUAGAUUAGUUUCCAGCCAUUUUUAGAAUUAUCUGGAACCAUGUGUCUCAAAGGUGUGUUUCUUCCACCUGCAUCAGGCUCUCUGUCUGGGGGAUGCUGGUGGUUCUUGUUUAUAAUGCAGAUUUGUGGGCCUGCUCCUACCUCCUGAGGAGGUGCUUCAUGGCUGGCCUGGCAGGUGCAUCUAAGUGAUGGCCUGCGGCCCUGGGCUCCGAGGACCCAGUCCUGGCGGCCCCCCAGCAAGGAGGGGAUGCUUCCUGAGUGGAUGCAUGGGACAGAUUGAGCUGGCAGAAAAGUAGAACUACAAUUUUUUUCUUAAAUCAUUUUGAAGCAAAGUUUUCUUUUUAGUGGGCCAAAGUACUUUGAGAAGGGUACUUUUUAUAGCUCUAUGCUUGUUUUAUAAAACUUACAAUACUAGAAACAUGAACAGACCAAACAUCUCCAGCUGGGCCGGCUGCACACCUUUGUACAUGUCCGAUGAUUCAGAGUUUAAAUGGCUGUAGUUACAAUUUCUCAGGAAAAUAGUUGUUUUCUCAAAUUUCUAGCAAUCCCUGCAUCAUUAGGCUAAAUUUCGAGACAGUGUACAACCUCAGAUUACAGUAGGGUAAGUCCCAGCCCUAUACGUGUGGAAGCCAGAGGCGGCCCCUUCCCCGGUGUCUGAAGGGUGCCUAGGGCCUCCUCCUUCCCUGUCCACGGCUGUCCUCCCCGAAAUACCCAGGCCUGUUGAGAUUUGAGGUGUGCCCACUCGCUGGCUUUGUCCCCAUCCCACUGUUAAGUAAGGUGUGCCUUGCUUUAAGCAAACUGAAUGUGAAAAUAACCAUGUAGAAGUCUGGGUUUGUUCAAAAGAAAAACUGGGAUUUUAUCUUAUCUCUUUAAAAGAGGUCUCCCAAUUUGAUUCCUGUACUGGGACUCUUCCUGGUAUAUUUUUACAUGUUCACUUUUUGAAAGCAUUAAUGUACUCCCAUCCUUUUGCCGCUAACCUGUCCCAUUUGACAAGUUCUUGCUGUAACGGCAAAGCAGUUAAUGAACCUGAACACCUGGGGAGCCGUGGAAAGCUGCCCUCAGGGCAGAGACCUUCGGUGGUGGGAAGCCGCCAAUCUGUUGUUUGUGUAUCCCAAGCUCAGGUUUUCCUGGUUUGGAGAAAUUUUGUAAAACUGGGCAUGCACAGCUGUACUUCUAGAAGGGGAUUAUUUUCCUUAGGGUUUGGUUUUCUCUGGUUCAAGCCGUCUUCACAUGGAGAAUUUUGAUAGCACGUUAGAGUCUGCCCUUGGAAGAUGAUGAUGCUUUUCAGUGACGGCCUCACACUCCUUUGAAUGAAUGUCUGCACUCUAGAACCACAAACGAUGCGCGGCCAUCGUCCAGCUUGCCCGAGAGGGAACUGUCGGGAGCAGGCAGUGACCUCGCGCUGUUUGUCAGAGGCUGACCCAAACUGCUAUCACUAAUGUUUACCCCAGUGACUGAGUGCGCAUUAGAACAGGUCAUGUCAGUUCACUUCCUGGAGCGGGCUUAGUGGCUGGGGGUUUUUAUCGUUGUUGUUAUUUGUUACUUUUAUUGCUGUUAAAUGCAAGUGUUGCUAUUUAUUUUUUUCUUUCUGCUCGGGUUUGGUUUGGUUUGGCCAACACAGAUAUUCCAAUGCAUGUGGUACCUAAUGGAUAUGAUAGGAAUUAUUUCCCCAACUUUUAUAAAUCACCUAAUGUUUACCUUCAAGUUUGCUGGAUGAUUUAUUUUUGAAAGCCACAAAUGUGAUUUUUCUGGAUGAAUUGUUUUUCUUAUAUAUGCAGCCGUGUAAUUUUACAUUGGUCUGCAGGGUGGUUUAAAUUUUAUUUUUACAAGGCAGUUUUUCAGUCAGAUUAUAUAUUUGAUACAAUAUGCUAAGGAUUGACUGGCCAUGAGUCAGGUGGCCGGACACCGGCAUGUCCCCGGGAGGCCUCUGGGGCUGGGGCGGCUUCUCGGCUGGUGGCUGGUAGCUUGUUCCUUGCGCCUCUGGGAACUGGGUGUGUCCUUCAGCAGGACCGUGACCCCCUGAGCAGUUAAAAGGAUUUUUCAUGGGCAUUUUCCUACACAUAAGGCAGUUCCAUUAGCAGGAGCUUUAGAAGUUGACAUAAUCCAGACAGUGGACAAUCCCAGUGGCCCAGACAAGCCAUACGACAUUUCUCCUGUGACCUCUCUCUGACCUAUCUCUCACGCUCAUGAGAAAAGGAAUGUACAAUAAAUAGAAACAGGAACUUCCUCAGUGCUCAUGCGCCUCACCUGCAGAAUGCGAGUAUCUUAUUUAUGUUUGAAACCCUUCCCCAAAGUGACUGAGAAGUUGCGCUCUAGCUGCGGUGUCAGCAGUUUUUUCUGCCGUGACGCUUUCCGGUGUAGAUGCAGUGCACAUGUGACUUUGUCAUGUGGGUGCCCCUGUUACACACACACAUGCUGACUCUCUUUUGUAAGGAAAAUCUUCAACUCAAAAUAAUUGCACUGAUUUUUUGACAACUUCUUUAUACGAUGUCCAGCUUCGCAUCUGCUGUACUUGUCUGAGACGACUGUAAAUAGAUUUCUGGUAGAAGUGAUAUGAAUGCACGCGGGGCUCUGUUGUGGAGACACUGCCUCGUAUUCAGUAUUAUGUGUUAGAGUUGUGUGGAUUUAACUCUGUUCCGCCCUUGAGCUUCGUGUCUGUUGACCAUUGAUGAAGGACAAAUUUCACCUCGUUUCUUUUUCUUCUGAAGGGAAGUUUUAGGUCUGUUACUGGGAGAACAUGGUCUCUUGAUGCCUGAUGGUUUAGUCCUAGGUGGGCUCGUUGCAGUCUUGUGAACGCUGUUCUGAUCUGUUUGAUUCCUCGUUGCUGGCCAUGGCUCCCCAACGCAUGGUCUCUGAGUUCUUCCCAGAGCUGGGCAGGCCGGACGGGAGGCACCUGUUGCGCCUGCUACUAGAACGCGAGGGCCUCCUUUUCGUCUCUGUGGUCAGAGUCAUUUUAAAGCCAUGAGGUGACUGUCGUGUCAAAGCCAUCAUUUGCCCAUCGUGUUGCCGGAGUAGCAGCGUGUGCUGUAGCCCCCGUGUAUCACUCUGUGGUCAGGCUACCCUGUGUCAGGCCUAGCAAGGAGUUUUUCAGCCCAGACCAGUCUGUGUGUGUAUGUCCGAGUCACAUCAGUGCCAUUACGGUGCCCUCGCUUAUGCUUCUUUGGGUAUGUUUUGCCAUGUUAUUGUCUAAAGUGAAUGUAUUGGCUUAGCCAAAUUACUACAGAAGGUGGUUCCUAAAUACCUUUUAGUUAAAAAAAAUUACAGUUAAAGGCUACCUCUGAAUUCCCAGUAGACUCAUCAUGUUUGCUCUUAAGUGUAGCUGUCCACACUGAAAACAGCCAAGAUGUUGCCUGAAUAAACUGAAUUGUGAACAUCUAUCUGUUCAGUUCUGGCUUGAAAAUGUGUGUGCCAUACUGUGACCCAUGGGCAGCCCCCUCCUCCUCUGCCGGGUCAGGUGGUCCAGGGUCACCUCCGUGCCGCGCAGCUCUGAGAUGCUGGGAUUCUACAGUCGGCACGAAAAGCAUGGGAGGGUUCUCUGCUCGGGACAGCAUGCUGUCCUUCAUGCUGGCAGGAGCAUCUGCGCAGGGUUGCGUGUGGCAAAACCUUGAGACAGCCUGUGUCCUACCUGGCUUUCCACUUCCCUGUUUAAUAUAAGAAAGCACUUUUUUUUCUGCUUUACCUACAAAUGGAUUGAAAAUGGCCUCCUCUGUCCUGUCCUCCCUUUUAUACACUCUGUAAAAUCACAAAGGUGCUUCAACACCAACUCUCAUGUAAGUAAUAGAUUUUAAAUAGUUGCAAGGUUUCAAGGACGAUGCGGACGCCAUUGGCCUUUGACUUUGGGACCUGGGUUACUCUCACUCUCUACUGCAAAACAAACUAAGGGUUGAAAGCAAAGUCUUCUGUUCCAAUCCAGGGUCCUUUGUUUGAAAAGAACACAGGGCCCACAGCUGGUGUUUUGAAGUUUCCACUAGUGGCACAGUGGACCAUCUGACACUCACUUGCAGGAAGUCGGUCCUGGGAGCGCGGAUGGGUCUGAACACCCCUCCCCGUGAUUGAACCACUUUGCUGUCAGAAAUGUCAUUUCCCCUAACCUACACUGUGCUUCGGACCUGGCCCUCUUUCGCUUCUUGCUUUGGGUUCCAUGUGAUCCCCCAUCUUCAGGUGAGCGCUGGCUCCAAAACGUUUCCAUCAGUUUACUCCUGAGUUGACAGGCGAUGGUCUUACAGUUGGAGGCUCCUGGGUGUUUGGAGGGGGCCCCGCCCUCAUAUUGGUUGCUCAGCAGACAUUGAAUUUGGCCCAGGGGCUCACACUGUCAUUACCUGGAAGCAAUUGCCUUUAAUGCUGCUGUUCUGGGUUUCAUGCUUUUUAUGCUUUGUUGAGCGCUUGAAUUUCGGAAGAGCUAAGUGUCCUUUGCCGUCUCUCAGAAUGUUUUGUCAUUCUGCCACCAGACUGUUCCAUGUGAACAGACCUCUAGAAGCUUGGGCACUCGGGGUGGGGGGUGGGUGUCCCACUGCCUGCCGCCCCGGGUAUUGGCUGCUCGUGUCCACUGCGCUGGCCUUGGGCUUUCUGCCAGAAUCUGGUCCAGGGUGUUUGAGGAGACUGAAGCAGCUCGCCCCUCAACUCGGUCAUGGAGCUGCUGCUUGCAGAUCCACUGCAGGCUUCCCGCCCCUGCAUCUCCCACCAUCUCAGCGUUCGUAAGAAUUUACUCAGAAGUGAGAGAACUGAGGAUUCCUGGUGCUUUUGUUAACACGUUUCUAUCUUACUGGUUGGUGUGGAAGUUUUAGAUGUGUUGUUAGGUCUUUAAAUGCCGUGGGUGGUAUAACUAAAGGAUUAAGUCCUCACCUCACCCCCCCCAACCUCCUUUUGGGGGUUAGGAAGAGGCUGAAUUAUCUCCUAUUUAAAACCACCUUGGAUUUAAGUAGUUUGGAGUUAAAGCUAAAACACCAAAUAUUAACUCUUUCCCCCAGGUGUCUCCAGGAACUGGACAUUGGGGCCAUUCUCAUUCAGUUCUUUCUGCAGCUUCAAGGUCCUUAAAAUGAGUGAGUUGAUCCCAAGAACACCCCACACCACCGGCCAGUGGGGCAUCAUGCAGGCGAUUUCAUAGAUCAGGUGCUUGUGUAGGGGUCCAGGGCUCCUUUGAACUCUGGGAGUUGUGUGCGCAGUCUUGGGUGGGAGAGGGCAGGCCCCUCUGUCCCAAGAGGCCGGUGGUGCCCAGGCCUUCCUCUGGUCUCCAUCGUUGCCAGCCUGAUCGCGUUCUGGAAGAUCCAGUCUUAGACUCUGUGCCUUUUAAGUCCGGUCCUCAGUGUCCUUUCAGAAUCAUGUGGGGCUGCGUUUCUCUGGGGAACUAAGCCAGUGCCAUUCCACAAGGCAGGCAUGGACCUCCAGCCUUGGAAGCUUUCUUUCUGCUCCUCAGCCCCUGACUUGUAAACUGUGAUGCCACGUGGUCUGGAGCCUCGGAGGACGCACUUGGUCUCGGAAAACACUUGGUUCCAGUCGCGUGGUUUCUCCCAUACCCUGACCAAGUCCCCCUCUGCCAGGAUCGCGGGAGAUUGGUGCAAGACCCAUCUCUUAGAUGUUGACCAUGACCAUCAGCAAAGCCUGGUGGUCUUGUUCUCAUAGUCACUUGACAAGAAUAUUUAUUGUAAUGGAAGUAGGUUUUUUUUUUAAAAGGAAUUGGAAUCAUGUCUUUGUAGAAUGUGUGUGAAGUCCUCCGCUGUAAGGUGCUAUUCAGUCCUGUGACCCUCAUUUUGGAACGCUCUUCAUUGCUGCUGCUCUGUUUUGUGGCUUACUUAGGUGUGCUGUCACCUUGAACUGUGCACGUAGGACACGAGUUUUGACUUAUCCGACAGGCAAUUUUUAUCUCUAGCUUUUUCAAGCCAGGUAUUGAGCAGUUUCUUGGCCAGUGGCCUGAGAAGCCACCUUUCCCUGUCAAGGGGUGAUUUUAUUGGUUUUAAGCAGGGAAGUAAUCCCAUGUACUUUUUUUUUGUUUGGAAACCGAGUCUCGCUGUGUCACCAAGCUGGAGUGCAGUGGUGCAAUCUCGGCUCACUGUAACCUCUGUCUCCUGGGUUCAAGCAAUUCUCCUGCCUCAGCCUCCCGAGUAGCUGGGACUACAGGCGCGCACCACCAUGCCAGGCUAAUAUUUGUAUUUUUAGUAGAGACGGGGUUUCACCACCUUGACCAGGAUGGUCUUGAUCUCUUGACCUCGUGAUCUGCCCACCUCAGCCUCCCAAAGUGCUGAGAUUACAGGCGUGAGCCACCGCGCCUGGCCACUUAUUUCUUAAAUACCUAACAAGUUCUUCUUGGUGGCUCCUCUUGGCUGUCUCCUCUUUCUCCCCCAACCCUCCAUCCUUUCGAGGAAUGGCCUUUCCCUCCGCAGAGACACACACUGCAGAGGGAGCGCUGUGGCGGCAAUUCCAGUUCCUCUUCAAAGCCAAACACACACGCGUGACUGAAACCCUAGUGUGGAGGGUGGCGUGGCGUUGAAAUUCCAGGCCUGAGUUUGAUAGUGGAUUUUAAUAUAGUUGUUAAAGGUAUGAAUUCAUGUUUUAUAACUGUAGAGGCAAGCAAGUUUUUAUUUUUAAAAAAGUUUUGAGAGAAUAAUUUAUAAGUUUCUGUGCAGCAAAGUGGCUAAUUACUCAUUAAAUACAGGAAAAGAAUGUAGUAUCUAAAUCCAGCUUUUUCUUACCUCUGGUACACUUCAGAUUACUUACCUAAUACAUAUUGAGGGGUUUUAACCCUUAGUUUUAUCAAUUUUUCUAGUUUUAUUUUAUUUUUAUAAAAUAAUUGAAAAAGAACCAAAAAUGAAUUCAAAAGUUCCAUAGAUGGAUUUUUGCCCCUUCUUAAUUUUCCCCCACAGUAAAAACACUUUAGAAGACAUUUUGAAUCAACAUGUAUAGUGACCAUGUAAGGUUCACUAUUUUCUAAGCAGCUGAGCAGCUCCAGGGCCUCGUUUCAGGGUACUCUGUGUAUUGUCCACAGGCUUGUUUCUCCCUGUACGGUGGAACUGUGUGACCACGUCUUGUGCUUGCAAAAUAGAAACCAUGCAGUGCUGUUUUGUAAAUUGACAGUUUCUGUAUAAACUCUUAUUUAUAUACAUUGGCCUCUCUGUAUGAUUUUCCAUUUGCUACAUGAAUUGUAAAAUUAAUUAUAAAAUUGUAGUACCUGCUAAAUACAAUUCUGAGGCUUCAUGUCAUUGUCUUUAGUUGAAUACCAUGCUGUGUGUCCUGAAGAUGUCCAUGCUUGCAUGAUACCAGGUGGCGAUGCCACGUUACAUUAAGCCUUAAUCAGAUGCUAAAUUUGUAAGUUUCAGAGUAUGCAAAAAUAUCAGGCAGAGUGAGUGUAAACUGUUCAGAUCGAGAUGCUGUGUCAUAAUUCAAGUUAUUUUUUCUGGAGUUAAAAAGGGAAGCAUUUGGUGAUACACCUCUCUGUCUCUGUCUCUCUCUCGUCUAGCUUGGCUACUGCCAUAGCUUGAUGAACAUGGACCAUUGUGCAUUUCUGUGACAGUCAGUCAAAAAGACCUGUGCUGAAAGUCUUGCGACUUUUUCAGGGUUUUUCUGUUUUUGUUUUUUUUUUCAUGUUUGAUUUUUUUCCCCUCCAGUCUGAGAUUUCUGUAUGGCUGAUGGAGAGUGCAAUUUGGGCGUAGGUCUUAUUUGCAAACCUGCUCAUGUUCUAAGCUUUCUUCAGGUAGUACCACCUGUCAUCGCUUUUGCAUAUGAUUUAAAUGGACUUUUGUUUUCAUAAAAGCAUCAUAAAUUUAGAGAUAAAAUGGAAGGGACCCAGCUUUCUUUACAAUGUGGAUCUACCUCAGUUAAACAGUUGGGUGCUAUACUAAGUCUGUCAAAUUAAAUUGGAAAAAGUAACCUAAACAGUGAGAUGUAACUCCACAUGAAACUUGAAAUUGUAGUUUCCGUUUAUUUAAUGAUAUUUUUAUUUAUUUGUGCCUUUUAUGUUGAACCCCAAUGCAUUGAAAAAAAUCAGUGUGAGAGACUACAUAUUUUAUAUUCCAGGUGGGGAGGAAAGUCCAGUUGGUCGUGGAAUUUGAUAGACUUUACCCCAGCCAACUGCUACAGCAUAUUAGAAUCCUGACUGCCCGCCUCCCCUGCAACCCUGUGAAAAGAAAAAAAAAUGCCCAAGAGCAAAUCUUCACAUUUUACAAACAAUAAAGUCCAAACUCCUCUAUGCACAUAUUUACAGCUCCACUUCAUUUUCUGUGCCAGUGGAGGGGCAGCCAGAAAAAUUCCCAAGUACCCUCAUCAUUGCUUUUCUAGCCAUUCAUGCCCCCUCUUCCUCUGGCACAUUUUAUAAGAGUUUAUUUCAUAAGCAGCAAACAGACUGUUGUCGAUUUCAUCUCUCCUGACCUACCUGGUGGAGGUGCUAAUGACCAUGGACAGAAAGGGGCGAGCCAGAGCUCGUGGCUUUGUGGAGGCGGAGGCCUGUAUUCAGCAGUGGCCCAUGUGCCUGUGAGUUGGGAAGGCUUUCUGACAGGUAAGAAAUUGAGAUAGGGUGAUGACUUACCAUGCUUUUAUAUUUGGCAGUUUACAAUUCUAGAACUUUUCCUACUAUGGCGAUCUUUUUUUACUUAAUUCUUUGGAGGUAACAAUAUUUUGGAGUCUUAAGAAUUUUGAUUUUAUACCAAUAAGAAAUACAAAUUAGGGAUCUUUCCUGUAGUACAUAGUUUUACUAUUUUAAAGAGAUCUCAAUUUUACAAGAGAACCAACAUUCCUUACUGGCAGAACUUUGAAAGUUGAUUUGGGAGGCUUGUUGCUGCAGGAUCUCAAAAAUAGAAAGAGAGAGAUGAUUCUACUUAAAUGUUUUUAAUUUUCUAACUUCCAUCAGGUUGAUACUUAAGCUCUAUUUUGUAAAGAGUAAAUCAUCCUUUAGUAUGCUGCAUACGAUGAUCAGCAUUCUUGCACUUUCUCAGUAAUAAGGCGUGCCCUGCAAUUGGCCCCCCAGGACGCAUUGUGUUUUUAACCUAACGAGAGGACUUUGGGGCAGGUGAUUAAAUUUAUAUAGGUACCUCAAGAAAAAGAACCUGACUAUGCUGCAUUUUCUUUCUUUAGCUUCUACAUGUAGCAUUUUGUUUUCCUUUUGUUAUUUUUGUUUAGAUAUAUGCUUUUUGGACCCCAAUAGACUGUUGAAAGAAAUUUAAAAAUUACUCUUGUAGAGAUAUAGUAUCCUUAAAAAAUAAACUAAAAAAACCAAAAUUAAAAAAUUAAACUUGCUGCAGUAUCUGGCUCGAAGGUUGCCCUAUAUUAGCAUAAUACUUUAGCCGCAUACACCUGAGGAGACGGAUACUAUGUGGAUAAGCAGACAAUAAUGUUCUGAAUCCUUUCUGUUCAUGCUGCUUUCUUAAUUCGUUCCUCCAUGUCAUCAAGAGGUUGGAUAACUUAUUUCUAAGGUCAAGGCUAAAAACCAUGUCACUUUUUUUUUCUUUUCAACACAGACCUCAGAAAAGUUGUGAUUGAGGAAGUAGCAUGAUCCUAAAUGUGUUGCUGAAAUCAGGCAGCCUGAGCCUCUGGUCUCUCCAGAGAGCCUGUCUUCACAUUUCUCUAUUCCUCAGCACUCACCCUCAACUGAACAGAUGGGGAGUGGUCUUGAUUGUCAAGAUAAAACUGGUGAAGAAAGCUACAUGCUGAGAAAGUGAGCAUCUAUUGUCAUGUUUAAGCUUAGCUGGGUCCUUUCUAGUUUGUUUUUACAGCUUACUAGGUUAAGUAGUUUGCACUAUUUUUGCAAUAAAUUCAUGGAAACCCUAACAGUGACUUGUUUUGUUUCUUACUGUGUGUAUAUAAACUAAUACUAAAAGUUUGGCAUAGUGUUUUUUUCACCUCCUUACAUAACCCCUAACAUGCACAGAAUGCUGUAAAUCUGAUAAAAUAUGAUGUGAAUGAUAUUUUAUAAAGUUAUUUUGUAUGGUGUCAAUUUUGUUUUGCCUCAUAGUAUGUCAGCAAAAAAUUAAAUAAAAGUCCUCCUAUUUA